Molecule: messenger RNA, 853 nt
Organism: Ochotona curzoniae (black-lipped pika)
Lineage: Eukaryota; Metazoa; Chordata; Mammalia; Lagomorpha; Ochotonidae
Gene: GID4
Product: GID complex subunit 4 homolog
Exons: 6
Coding region: 138-794 (218 amino acids)
Biological process (GO): proteasome-mediated ubiquitin-dependent protein catabolic process; negative regulation of gluconeogenesis; protein targeting to vacuole
Cellular component (GO): GID complex; extrinsic component of membrane
Source: RefSeq, a predicted model, not a curated record
GGGUCCCGGGGUGCCCCGCGGGGUGCGCGCCCGCGCGUGCGCGCCCGGCGCCUCCCGCCGGCCCGGCGGCCUCCGCGGCUCCCGCGCGGCGGCGGUUCCUCUGCACCCCCCCAGCCCUGGCUCCGGGGGACCCCGCGAUGCCGGUGCGCACCGAGUGCCCCCCGCCGGCCGGUGCCUCGGCCGCGGCGGCGGCGGCCUCGCUCAUCCCCCCGCCGCCCAUCAACACCCGGCAGCCCGGCGUGGCCACCAGCCUGCUCUACAGCGGCUCCAAGUUCCGCGGUCACCAGAAGAGCAAGGGGAACUCGUACGACGUGGAGGUGGUGCUGCAGCACGUGGACACGGGGAACUCCUACCUUUGUGGAUACCUGAAGAUUAAAGGCCUGACUGAGGAGUAUCCAACCCUGACGACCUUCUUUGAAGGGGAAGUCAUCAGCAAAAAGCACCCUUUCUUAACCCGUAAGUGGGACGCAGACGAAGACGUUGACCGGAAACAUUGGGGCAAGUUCCUGGCAUUUUACCAGUAUGCAAAGUCAUUUAAUUCCGAUGACUUCGAUUACGAAGAACUGAAGAAUGGAGAUUACGUUUUCAUGCGAUGGAAGGAGCAGUUCCUGGUCCCGGACCACACAAUCAAGGACAUCAGUGGUGCUUCCUUCGCUGGUUUCUACUACAUCUGCUUCCAGAAGUCGGCUGCCUCCAUAGAGGGUUACUACUACCAUCGCAGUUCCGAAUGGUAUCAGUCCCUCAACCUGACCCACGUUCCUGAACACAGCGCGCCCAUCUAUGAAUUCCGGUGACAGCAGGUCCGCACGGCAACCCAAUAAAACUGACCUUGGCAACCACGAACUUGGCCAGG